This is a messenger RNA of Exaiptasia diaphana, 2189 nucleotides long. Its product is annotated as zinc finger protein 2. Gene Ontology annotation, molecular function: RNA polymerase II cis-regulatory region sequence-specific DNA binding; DNA-binding transcription factor activity. The record is from RefSeq and is a predicted model, not a curated record. Gene Ontology annotation, biological process: regulation of transcription by RNA polymerase II. Lineage: Eukaryota; Metazoa; Cnidaria; Anthozoa; Actiniaria; Aiptasiidae. The transcript is spliced from 6 exons. The coding region runs from base 109 to 1671 and encodes 520 amino acids.
GUUCUUGCAGUGUGAAGAACGCCUUGCCGUUGUUGUGGUUUCUGGUGCGCCUGUCGUCCAAACAUACUCCCUAAAACAGAAAUAUCUGGCAUUGAUAAUUUCCUCUCAAUGGCAGACCAAAAUAGCAAAAAUGAAAAAGAAACAGUUGAUAAUGAAGUGGUGAAGAUUACACGUGAUAUUGCAGUACAGCAUUCUUCAACUGACACUGGUCCGUCAGUCAGCUCUCAGGAAAGGGUGUGCACAGCAAUGGCAACAAGCACAAUUGCCAAAAAUGCUGCAGGCAUUUUGUUUUUUCUUAACUCUGCUUCCACAACUCAACCCAGCACAUCUACAACAGUAAAGCCUGCCAUGUACACUAAUGCAGUUUAUGUCUCUCAGCCUGUGAGUGCAAAGCUGAUUUCCCAGGUCCAAAGUGUAAUGUCUGCAUCAAAGUCAACUACAUCACCUGAAAACACUGUCAGUGAUGUUGUUGAGAAAGCUAUGGAUCUUUCAAACCUGGGUGAUAUUUCAGGAGACUGCAGUGAGCAUCCUGCAACUAAUGCUGCCUUGACRCUUGUCUCGCUUGGGUCAACUGUAAGCCAACCUGUUCAGGAAAUAGUUAUAGAUGAAAGUGGUAGAAGUAGUUUUGCCACAAAUUCAAACUUGGAUGAGGUUUCUGUUACUAUAGUUGAAAGYGAAGAAACAGUGCCCAAGUCCCAAGGAGAGUCCCCAGGCUUGAAUACAAUUGUUAUUGAUUCAUUGGGUGCAAAUGAUUGUGAUUUGCCCCUGCACAGUAAUGAUACUCCAAUGCGUGAGGUUGUAACACAGACUGGUGGUGGACAAGCUGAAGUGGUUAUUUUAAAAGCUAUAAAGAAAGCAAAGAAUAAAUCACUGUCUUCAUAUCUCACUGAACAAAGUUUAGAGAGAAAAAGAAGAGCUGAAAUGAAGGUUGGAGAGGCCCAAAAGAAAGCAUUAGAAAAGCAUCGAAUCCAUGCUUGUGAUAAGUGUGACAAAAAAUUUGUUGCAAAGCAUGAUUUGAAGAGACACAUGAUUGUACACAGCGAUGAAAGACCCUUUGGCUGUCAGCUCUGUGAUAAAGCUUUCCGUACCAAGAAUGAACUGAACCUCCAUAUUCCUGUGCAYAACAAAGAUACGCCCUACAAAUGUGAAUUCUGUGGUAAAGAAUUUAGGACAAAAGGAUGCUUUAAAUCUCACAUAAAGUAUCAUAUAGGUGAUAGAAGGCACAAGUGCACACAGUGUGACAAAGCAUUUGUCAAGAGUGCYGAUCUUAAACGCCAUGUUGCUGGCCACAACAAUGAAAAGAACUUCAAAUGUGCUGAGUGUGGCUCUGCAUUCACACGCAAAGAUAAUCUGAGAGCACAUAUGUUGCUGCACAGUCGUGAUAGCGUUGUGACUUGCGACAAGUGCAAUAAGGAGUUCAUCAAUCGUGUCUACCUUAAAAGGCAUAUGCAUGUUCACAAGCAAGCUAAGAAGAAGCCUUAUGAGUGUCAGUGGUGUCCCAAAACAUAUGAGCAGCUGGAAGGUCUAAGAAGGCACAUAAGACAACAUGUUGGAGAUGAGAAGUUUGUGUGUGAACAAUGUGGAAAGAAGUUUAUCACUGCUAUCCAGCUCAAACGACACAUGUGGUUGUGCCACGAACAGACAAGUCCUUAUAGGAAAUCAGUCUUGUGAAGUUUGAACAUACUAUUCCUUCUCUGUAGAUUUUGCUAUAAUAGUUUGUUUCAAUAGUUAGGAUAAAAAAAAAUAAGAGAAAUCUUGUUAAAAUGGAAUUAUGCAUAUUAGUUGGAUAUUAGCUAGUACUACACCUAAAACAAUGAAAUGUAACUAUGGAAAUCUCCUGGAGCUGAUUACAGGGUAAACAGCGCUGUUCACUGGAUAAAUUCAAUAAAUUUUACAGAAAAUGUUUAAUAAUAGGUGCCCAUGGAAAAACACUUCUACCAGYUGUCAAGUGAGCUGCAUUUGACAAAGUAUAGUGUAAAUACUUAUAUACAGUCAUCCAAUUUUAAAAAGUUCAAAAGGUUCGUUAUGACAAAUGGUUCGUCAAGACAAAUGGUUGUGUUAUAUGACUUGAACAGUUUUUUACUGUAAAAUCAUGGCCUCUUAUAGAAGAAAUGCAGUGUGAAUGAUGUAAAAAGCCAUAUUACUGAAUAUCCAUAGCAAUAUAUCUUUCAAAUUUGUGACUACCCCAA